Molecule: messenger RNA, 1008 nt
Organism: Salvia hispanica
Lineage: Eukaryota; Viridiplantae; Streptophyta; Magnoliopsida; Lamiales; Lamiaceae
Source: RefSeq, a predicted model, not a curated record
AUGUCAUCUUGCAAUUUGUACGAUUUCCCUGAUCUUAGAAAUGCAUCCAGUUUGGAUGAUUUGGACCUCUCAAACAAUCAUUUGCGAGGGGAUAUUCCAAGUUGGAUUUGGGAAACUGAAAAGGACUCUUUGGACCUUUCUUUCAAUCUACUGACAGGCGGGAAGGUUCCUAAGUCUCUGGGAAAUUGUAAGAAGUUAGAGGUGAUGAAUGUUAGAAAUAACAACUUCAAAGAUAUUUUUCCUUGCAUGUUGUCGUUGAGCUUGCGCAUACUUCUGUUGGAGCUGUUGCGCUCCAACAGAUUCCAAGGAGACUUGAGAUGUAGUAAAAGUUGGCCGAAUGUUCAAAUUCUGGAUAUAUCUUCAAAUAAUUUCAGUGGUCGUUUGAACUUGCUAAACGUCUCAAGUUUGAGAGGAAUGAUGCUUGAGAGUUCUACACAUGUCAGGCUCAACCACUCUAACUCUAACUAUUUACCUACCAAUAGUUACUACCACAAUGAGGUGAAUAUAACCGUCAAAGGGAUUGAGGUGAAGAUUGUGAAAAUUUGGCCUGACUUUACAUGCAUUGAUUUGUCUUCCAAUUAUUUUGAAGGAGAUAUACCAGAUGAAAUUGGUAAUCUUAGCUCACUCUAUCUUCUCAACUUAUCUCACAACUCUCUCACUGAUACAAUCCCAAGAUCAUUGGGCGCCUUGACUGAGCUUGGGUCGCUCGACCUCUCUUCAAACAAGCUCACCGGAAGAAUACCAGACGAUCUCACGAAACUCGAUUUCCUAUCAUUCUUAAAUCUGUCUUACAAUCAUCUCACUGGACCGAUCCCAACCAGUAGCCACUUUCAAACGUUUUCAGCAAAUUCAUUUGAAGGAAACGCGGGGUUAUCUGGUUUCCACUCAACGGAAGUUUCAACAACCAUCAUCCACCUAGUCCAUUGCCAUCAGACGAUUCGGGACCAAAAGAUGAGGAAAUUGAGUGGGAAUAUAUGUUUGUUGCUUCUGGUUAUGUUGUGGGAAUAG